Molecule: messenger RNA, 1158 nt
Organism: Choloepus didactylus (southern two-toed sloth)
Lineage: Eukaryota; Metazoa; Chordata; Mammalia; Pilosa; Megalonychidae
Product: testis-expressed protein 13A-like
Exons: 2
Coding region: 1-1158 (385 amino acids)
Source: RefSeq, a predicted model, not a curated record
AUGGCCUUGAAAUCCGACGACCCCUCUAUUGGGUUCCACCACGACGGGGUGGUGGCCUUCAUCAACGAGAAAACAGACCUGCACGCGAAAGGCCCCGAAUUCUACCUCGAGAAUAUGUCCGUGUCUUGGGAGGAGGUGGAGGACAAGCUUGGGGCCAUCCUGGAGGACAGUGCGGUGCCCUGUGAGGCCAAGGAGGCUUGUGCCUGGGGCGGCCUGGCCCUGGGCCUGCGCUUCACUUGCAGGCAAGGGCAGUUACAGGAGCGCAGGAUGCAGUGGAUGCAGGAAUUCUCUAGACUGCACAGGUCGGCCGCGCAGGCCCUCGCCUCAGACCUGAAGAUGCUUACGACGCAGCAGGAGAUGGAGCGCAAGGAGGCAGCCUUCCGGCUGCAGCUAACCCAGGCCAGUCUUGAGGAGGCGCGGAAGGAGCUGGACCUGCUGAGGUGGCAGCUCCUCCAGGAUCUGGGGUCUCCCCUAGAGCGGGCCGCAGGGUGGCCAGGGCCGGCCACUGCUGGUGGAGCCGUGACCGCAGGAGAAGGAGAGGAAGAAGAGGCGGCGGUGGCAGCUCAGGAGCAUGGCCUGGCAUCGGCGAUUGCUGCCAUUGCUACUAGUCCUGAAUGUGCCGCAGUGGAGGCUGCUGGUACCUCUGGAGGAGGAAGAGAGGAGGAGAGGGAGCUGGGUGGAGGCCUCAUGCAGCUUCUAGGAGCUGUGGAGCCAAAAAAGUACACCUCUGGAGGGCAGAGGGAGGGAGAGCUCAGGUCAGUGGAAACAGCCACGUUUUAUUUCUCUGAGACCCAGAAGCUGGGAUCCAUAGCCUCGCCUCUUCCUGUCCGACUCCCUGACUCAUUCACUUACUCAUACACAUGUACUUUAUCACCAUUCAUAGUCGCACCCACACCAUCCCCACCACCAUCAACCCCACCUCAGAUGCCUCCCUUUUGUGGGGGCUCUUAUGCUAGCUUGUGGUUUGAUGUGGGGACCCAUGGAAUAGACCUUCAGGAACAACAGAAAGGCAGGAGAGACUCCGAACCCCAUCAGAAGAGAUUUCCAACAGUGCGCAGGCCAGGGGAUUGGGACUGCCCUUGUAAAGCCAUGAAUUUUUCAUGGCAGGCAACUUGCUUCUGCUGUGGGAGAGGAAUCGGGCUACAACACUCUCAGUAA